CGCUCCGGCGCCCGUUCUGAGUCCCGCUUGUUGGCGGCGGUUCGUCACAAACAUGGUCUCGCCUGGAUCAGUCCUUGCGCUGGUGCUGUCAGUAAUCCUGUGGGCCGACACAAGUGCAGGUGUCGGUUUUCGCUUUGCUUCGUACAUCAGUGAUUACAUGGUGCUGCAGAAGGAGCCUGCUGGGGCGGUAAUCUGGGGCUUUGGUACACCAGGAGCCACAGUGACGGUGAUCCUGUACCGAGGUCAGGAAGCCAUCAUGGAGAAAGUGACCCAGGUGAAAGCACAGUCUAGUAAUACCUGGAUGGUGGUACUGGAUCCUAUGAAGCCCGGUGGACCUUUUGAAGUGAUGGCUCAGCAAACUCUGGGGAGUAUGAACUCCACUCUGAGAAUUCAUAAUGUCCUCUUUGGAGACGUCUGGCUUUGCAGUGGACAGAGUAAUCUGAAGAUGACUGUUUCACAGAUAUUUAAUGCUACGAAGGAGAUGUACAACAUUGCUCCCUAUCAGUCUGUCCGCAUCAUGUCUGUCUCUCUUGUUGAAGCCGAGGAGGAACUGGAGGAUCUUACUGAAAUUGACUUGCCAUGGUCUAAGCCCACCCCAGGAAACUUAGGCCACGGAAACUUCACCUACAUGUCAGCUCUCUGCUGGCUGUACGGGCGCUACCUGUAUGACACUCUGCGGUAUCCCGUGGGGCUCGUCUCCUCCGUCUGGGGUGGGACAGCCAUUGAAGCCUGGUCAUCUGCAAGGGUGCUGAAAGCCUGCAACGUCCCUGAUCACGGGUACAUUCCCGAAGAGUCUGUUACUGGCCCCAAGGAGCACUCUGUUGUCUGGAAUGCCAUGGUCCAUCCAUUAUGUAAUAUGACUCUGAAAGGAGUGCUGUGGUACCAGGGGGAGUCCAAUAUGGAUUAUAACAGGAACCUGUACAAUUGCACGUUCCCUGCACUCAUUGAAGACUGGCGCCAAACCUUCCAUCGUGGCUCCCAGGGCCAGACAGAGCGUUUCUUCCCAUUUGGAUUUGUUCAGUUGUCUUCAUAUUUGGCUCCGCCCAGUCCCGAUGAGGGAUUUCCCCACAUCCGUUGGCAUCAAACAGCAGACUUUGGGUAUGUCCCCAACGUAAAGAUGCCCAACACCUUCAUGGCUGUGGCCAUGGAUCUUGGUGACAGGGACUCACCCUUUGGCAGUGUCCAUCCUCGUGAUAAGCAGACUGUGGCCUAUCGGCUGCACUUGGGUGCCCGGGCUGUGGUUUAUGGUGAGAAGAAUUUGAUUUUUCAAGGACCGCUACCUGAGAAGAUUGAACUCUUGGCUCGCCAGGAGCUGAUCAACAUCACAUAUCACCAGCAAAUCCAGUUGCAGAGGCAGGACAAUAAGAUAUUUCAGAUCUCAUGUUGCAGUAACCAUCAAUGCAAGUGGCUUCCAGCUCCCAUGAGCACGUUUUCCACCCGGACUCUGACCCUGAACACCAAACCUUGUCGUGACUCCGUGGCUGCUGUUCGCUAUGCCUGGGACACGUGGCCUUGUGAAUAUAAGCAGUGUCCCAUUUACCACCCCAGCAGUACCCUGCCGGCGCCUCCCUUCAUUGCUUUCAUUAAUGGACGUUAGAACAAGGUUGCCCAAGGAUAGAUGCAGUGUGAUCAGAGCUUGGAGAUAAGGGUGGGUCCUUUAGAUUUUUGGCAUGCAGUUCAGACAAUGACAUUGUUGCUUUUAAAGGAAAUUAAUAGAAAACCUCAUCGAAUAGCUUUAAACUGGCAAUGAGCUGGGUUGUUCUGUGGCUGCUUCUAUGCUGAGAUGAGCCUGGGCUGGUAGGCAAUCUGAGAUGCUUUUGUGCCCUAGUUAGUCUAAGAGUCUGUAUUGAACUACAAACAAACUGGAUCUCAAUGUCAUUCACUUCCCUUAUAUUACUGGAAGUGAAAUGUCUAACAUUUAUGCCCGUUUUCUUCCAGAAGUGUGGAAUCUCAGGGUUGGAAGAGAUUUUUAAAGGCCAUAGAGGCCAGCUAGUGUUUGUUUUCUUUCCAGAACCUCUGACGAGUUGUUACUGAACCUCUGUAUGAAGUUUCCAUUUUAAACUUCCUAACAUUUUUUCCUAAUGUGGAGCUGAAAUCUUCCUCCUGUGAAAUUUCCCUACUAUAUGACAGUUUUUCAGAUAAUUGCAGACUUAUUUUUGAUUUUCUUCAAUCCAAAACCAUUUCUGUUCCUUUAGUCUCAAUAGUGAUAACGUAAAUGUUUAAAGCAAACAAGCCAGAGCCCUGUGCAGGCAUUUUGGGAGGUGCUGAGGGGCUGUCUGAAGGAACAGAGAAGGCACCAGGUGGUAGGAGCCAAGUGCAGGCACUCAGGCUACCAAUAGCAGGAGGGGUGGUGGAAUCAUGGGCUUAGGCCAACAUGGAAGUAGAGAUAACUGAGGCAAAGGGGUCGUUUACAGUCAAAUAGGAACCUGUGAGUCUUUAAAGGUAAAUGAUUUAAGGGUAAUCCAGAUGGAAGAAAAAUACAAAGCUGAAAGUAAAGCCACAGGGCCAGCACUGUGCCAUAGCAGGUAAAGCACCCUCUGCAGUGCCAGCAUCCCAUAUGGGCACCUGUUCGAGACCCGGCUGCUCCACUUCCAAUCCAGCUCUCUGCUAUGGCCUGGGAAAGCAGUAGAAGAUGGCCCAAGUCCUUGGACCCCUGCGCCCUGCAUGGGAGACCCGGAAGAAGCUCCUGGCUCCUGGCUUCGGAUUGGCGCAGCUCCAGCCAUUGCAGCCAAUUGGGGAGUGAACCAGUGGAUGGAAGACCUCUCUGCCUCUGUAACUCUGCCUUUCAAAUAGAUAAGCACCUGAGCCCCUGCGUGCACAUCUGAGACCUGAAUGGAGUUUCAGGCUUCUUGCUUUUUCCUGGCACAGCUCUGGCCAUUGUGGCCACUUGGGGAGUGAACCAGCAGACAGAAGAUUGAUCUCUCUCUUUCAAAUAAAUAAAUCUUUUCAAAAGGAAGUUGGAAAUAAAAGUAUUAUAAUUAGUGAUGAAUAUAUAUUUGUCUUUGAAGCAUGGGAAAAAUGAAAGACUGUAAUCUGUGGUUUGCUUUCACUCUUGUAAUGUGAAAAAUGAUAACUAAGGCAAUAUCACUCUCUCUGUAUAUCUUCCAAGGGGUUCUGGUGUAUCUCUGAACAACAGAAAUAGCUUCUUCAGUGCCAAGGUAGAACAAAAACGCCCCCUCCAGAAGUGAUGUACUCUGCAAGGAUCAUUGGCUCCUCUGAAGACUUCCUAGCAAUGAGCUUUCAAGGCCCACACUUUGAUCAUGCACCCAUCUGGCCCCAGGGAACCACAAACCUAGUAACGGACUCCUGAGAAAAAGUAAAUUCCUCUGUCCACUCAGCCUUGCCCAUGGGCUGUUCACUUUGAAGGCAGCUAGAAGUAGUCAAGAACUCUAAGCCAGGCUCCUUUAACCCCCACCCCUCCAAGCACACUCAGUGAAAAGAAUUCAGUUAGAUAGUGGAUAACAUUAACAAAGCCAUGUGUAAAUUUAUUUAGUGAUUCAAUAAUGUAAAAAACUAUGGGAAUUCAGUGUAUUUCUUCAAAUGAAAAGAACUUGGAACUGAAAAUGAAAUUUAUAAUCACUGUACCAGAGCUGGACACUAAAGAAAAAUAUAGGCAAGUAAAAAAAAAAAUCACCCACAAAUUAACCAGAAUCACUUUUGGAAGUCGAUUGCUUUGGGUUAUAUAAUUUUCUAUACUAUAGUAUGUUGCUUUGUACCUUUUUGUCUAUUUUAUCUAAAAUUUCCUAUGUAAAUAGAAUAUAGAUUUAGUGUUUUGCUUGUGGAAAGUCCCACACCUUAUUUAACCAGUAUCCUAUUGAUGGGUAUGUUGGUUCUUCAUUUGUUUUUUGUUACAAAUUUCCACAAUUAAGUUGUGAGACUGUUACAUGCAAA
Lepus europaeus (European hare) is the source of this 3891-nucleotide messenger RNA. It is a transcript of the gene SIAE, whose product is annotated as sialic acid acetylesterase. Gene Ontology annotation, biological process: carbohydrate metabolic process. The transcript has 10 exons. The record is from RefSeq and is a predicted model, not a curated record. Lineage: Eukaryota; Metazoa; Chordata; Mammalia; Lagomorpha; Leporidae. Gene Ontology annotation, molecular function: sialate O-acetylesterase activity. The coding region runs from base 53 to 1597 and encodes 514 amino acids.